AUGAAUCAUAUGUCUGCAUCUCUCAAAGUCUCCAAUAGCUCCAAAUUCCAGGUCUCUGAGUUUAUCCUGCUGGGAUUCCCAGGUAUUCACAGCUGGCAGCACUGGCUAUCUCUGCCCCUGGCACUACUGUAUCUCUCAGCACUUGCUGCAAACACCCUCAUCCUCCUCAUCAUCUGGCAGAACCCUUCUUUGCAGCAGCCCAUGUACCCUUUCCUUGGCAUCCUCUCCGUGGUCGACGUGGGUCUGGCCACUACUAUCACACCUAAGAACCUGGCCAUCUUCUGGUUUGAUGCCAAGGUCGUUAGCCUCCCUGAGUGAUUCGCUCAGAUUUAUGCCAUUCACUUCUUUGUGGGCAUGGAGUCUGGUAUCUUCCUCUGCAUGGUUUUUGAUAGAUAUGUGGCUAUUUGUCACCCUCUUCGCUAUCCAUCCAUUGUCACCAGUUCCUUAAUCUUAAAAGCUAACCUGUUCAUGGUGCUGAGAAAUGUUGUCAUCCCGGUGCCUGUGCUUGCAGCACAGCAUGACUAUUGCUCCAGGAACGAAAUUGAACACUGCCUGUGCUCUAACCUUGGGGUCAGCCUGGCUUGUGAUGACAGGAGGCCAAACAGCAUUUGCCAGUUGGUUCUGGCAUGGCUUGGAAUGGGGAGUGAUCUAAGUCUUAUUAUACUGUCAUAUAUUUUGAUUCUGUACUCUGUACUUAGACUGAACUCAGUUGAAGCUGCAGCCAAGGACCUGAGCACUUGUAGUUCACAUCUUACCCUCAUCCUUUUCUUUUACACUAUUGUUGUAGUGAUUUCAGUAACUCAUCUGACAGACAUGAGGGCCACUUUGAUUCCAGUUCUACUUAAUGUGUUGCACAACAUCAUCCUCCCUUCCCUCAACCCUAUAGUUUAUGCACUUCAGACCAAAGAACUUAGGGCAGCCUUCCAAAAGGUGCUGUUUGCUCUUACAAAAGAAAUAAGAUCCUAG
Messenger RNA from Rhinopithecus roxellana (golden snub-nosed monkey), 966 nucleotides. RefSeq names its product olfactory receptor 56B1. NCBI's taxonomy places the organism in Eukaryota, Metazoa, Chordata, Mammalia, Primates, Cercopithecidae. Gene Ontology annotation, molecular function: olfactory receptor activity. Gene Ontology annotation, cellular component: membrane. The record is from RefSeq and is a predicted model, not a curated record. Gene Ontology annotation, biological process: G protein-coupled receptor signaling pathway.